This is a messenger RNA of Xiphophorus couchianus (Monterrey platyfish), 3838 nucleotides long. RefSeq names its product wingless-type MMTV integration site family, member 9A (gene wnt9a). Bases 349 to 1248 code for a protein of 299 amino acids. The record is from RefSeq and is a predicted model, not a curated record. Lineage: Eukaryota; Metazoa; Chordata; Actinopteri; Cyprinodontiformes; Poeciliidae. Gene Ontology annotation, cellular component: extracellular region. The transcript is spliced from 5 exons. Gene Ontology annotation, biological process: cell fate commitment; neuron differentiation; canonical Wnt signaling pathway. Gene Ontology annotation, molecular function: frizzled binding; cytokine activity.
ACGAAAUGAUCUGCCCUGGAGCCGCAGCAAAAUGCUGGAUGGACACCUACUCCUGGGAUGGUUAUCGUUCACAGUUAUAGUGCAUCUUCUCAGCUUGCCCGGACCAACCACAGCUUACUUCGGCAAAAAUUCCUCACGGGUGUCGUUAGUGCUCUCCAGAUACAGAGACAAAUGGUUACAGACUGCAGAGUGAUGACACCUGAGGCGUUGCCAGCAUAGUCAAAUUUAUGGUUGACCGGUAAUGAACCAUUGUCUGUUCUGCCACUGAAUUCUCUACCAGAAGAGAGUACGGGUAGGGCCCACUACAAGCUUUGUGACCGUCUCAAACUGGAAAAGAAGCAGCGCAGGAUGUGCAGACGAGACCCGGGCGUGGCGGAUACCUUAAGGGAGGCCAUAAUUAUGAGUGCCUUAGAAUGCCAGCAUCAGUUUCGCUUUGAGAGGUGGAAUUGCACAUUAGAGGGGCGGCAUCGCGCCAACAUAUUAAAAAGAGGAUUCAAAGAGACAGCCUUCUUGUAUGCCAUCUCCUCAGCGGGCCUAACACACGCCUUAGCCAAAGCGUGCAGUGCAGGACGUAUGGAGCGCUGCACGUGUGACGAAGCCCCAGACCUGGAGAACCGCAAGGCCUGGCAGUGGGGAGGCUGUGGAGACAACCUGAAAUAUGCCAAUAAAUUUGUCAAGGAAUUUCUGGGCAAACGCUCCAACAAGGACCUGCGUGCACGAGUGGACACGCACAACACAAAUGUGGGGAUGAAGGUAAUCAAGGCUGGAGUAGAGACUACUUGUAAAUGCCACGGUGUCUCUGGCUCCUGCACUGUCCAGACCUGCUGGAGGCAGCUCCUGCCCUUUCAUGAGAUCGGCAACCGACUGAAGCUGCGCUACGAGACUUCCGUCAAGGUCGGCAGCUCUACCAAUGAGGCCACUGGAGAGGGAGACAUCUCGACAGGCCGAAACCAGCAGCAGCAGCAGCAGCACUCCCUGCCUGGUCUGAGCGAUCAAAUCCCUCGCACUAUGGAUCUGCUACACAUUGAAGACUCGCCCAGCUUCUGUAAACCCAGCAAAUACUCAGCAGGCACCGCAGCACGCAAGUGCUACAAAGACCAGAACUGUGAUGCUAUCUGUUGUGGGAGGGGCCACAAUACACAAAGUAGGGAGGUGACCGGGCCCUGCCAGUGUCAGGUGCGAUGGUGCUGCUAUGUUGAAUGCAAGCAAUGCACGCAGAGAGAAGAAGUCUACACCUGCAAGGGGUAAAGCAUCAGCUACCGGUUGCCUCAGAAUCAGUGGAGCAAGUCAAAGAUGGUUGGUCUUUGUGAUUCAGGUCUUUGUAAUGAAGAAGACUGGUUGGUUUGUUCUCAUCUGAGGUUGUGCUGCUAUUGUCGGAACAACGUUCUGCAGAAAAUUGAGAAGCAAACCAAAAAAAGCAAAAAGCACUUUGAAUGGAUUAAUGUGGGCUUCAGGGGUCCUGCAAAAUAUUCAGACAACUGGGUUACCAUCUCAAGCUUUUUAAUCACAGCAUUGCCUUGAGGAAAAAAGCUUUUUUUUUGUUACCUGUUUCAGAUAUCCAUAGACAACAUUUUCCAAGAAAAUUAAUAAUCCAGUUGUAGAAUAAAUACACGGAUGGCUUCACAAACUGAUUUCUUAUGGGCUUUGCUCAAAGAACAAUAGAGUGUGUGAGUAUGUUAAAUAUGUGUGUGUUCAUCUUGUGUGCCUUUGCACUCUAGCAAAUGUUUGAGUGAUAAUGUUUUUUAUUCCAGUUAAAAUCAUAUUCUGAGACUCUUCAAAAAAAAAGAAAAAAAAAAAGACUGGGUGUAAGAUUAACUUUACACUCACAUAUUUACACUCACACACAUUGUGUGUUUGCAUAUGUAUGUAAAUAAAACCAGUUAUGAUUUAGUGAUAUUAUACAAGCCACUUAUGUAACUAUGUAAAAUCAAACCACUAAAAACACAAACAUUUUGUUUGUGUUGUUUUUCUCUCUUUGUUUUAAUCCAUUUUGGCAAGUGCCUUUGGAAAACAACACACUUGUAUUUAAUGUCUUGUGGAUAAUUUAUAGAUCCUUUGGGACUACUCCUUUACCAGGAGGAUUUUCUUUUCUUUAUUUUCAGUAAUGUAAUAUGAAACUGUUUCUAAAUGAAUUAACAGAAAACAACUAAACCAAUCAGUUUAGGCUAUUCCUAGCCUUGAGCGAACCAGUGUUCAGGGAAUAACUUAAACCACUAUAUCUAUGAGGAUAAAAUAAUAUGAAAAACAUACAGACAAUUUCAAAUUGGAGAUACCAGUGGUUCAGGCCUGCGUUGUUGCAGCAGAUUAUCAUUUAAACAGCAGACAUGUGGCAUGUGACUCUGAUCAGACUUUAUGGAGCUCUGUGCAGCUUCAUAUUUUUUUUAUUGGUUUUUCUUUUUAUACUUUGUUGUAAAGAAAACUGUGGAGAACUGUAGGAAUGUAACUCCCUACCAUUUCCAUAUUUGCCUCUCCUCUUCAGCUGCCACAAUUUGAUUGAGCCAUAUUACAAUGUGUGCAGUAGAAGUUUAAACAGUUUGGGGCAACUGAGACUGAAAUCUAACCUGACAGUGUGCAGAUUUGCUCUAGUGAAUAUGUAUGUUUAUGCCAUGUAGCUGGCAUAAAUAUAUUUUUGAUAAGGCCGAUGUCUAUGUGAUGUUCCACAAACUGAUGCCUACACAUAAAGCUGGACUUUCACCACUGCCGUCUGUGGGAAGCCAGUGAAGAUUUAUUCAUACACAAGUUAGUCCACCUUUCUUCCUUACUAUAUGUGACUCAGUCAACACAUUGGGUCUUAAUAGGACUCUACAAUAUAAAUUGCAGCGACACUUCAUAGCAAAAGUUCAGCAUUUUAAGAAUUCUACUUUCUUGCUUUUUUAAGCCUGAAUUAGGAGAAUAACAUCUGUGAUGUCUGUGUGAAAGAUUUACACCUGGUUUUUAUAGGCUGAUAGAGUGCUAGGAUAAGCUAUGCUAACCAGCUGCUAAAUGCUAGAGAGACAAGGGUGAAACUCGACAAAAAGUGAAGAACAAUUUCUCAAAACUAUCAAUGUGCAACUCCCUUGAAUAUUACCAGCACACCUAGUAAAGUUUCAAAUAAAAGAUAUUAAAUGCAUUCCUCUUGUUUUGUAGUAGCAUAAUCUCAUACUAAAGCAAACAAAACUAAAGAGCAGCAGUUACUGUCAGAAUGUUAAACUUAUUUAUUAGCUUUUUUAGUCAGAUUAUGCUACUUCAACAAAAGAAUGCUCCUUUACUAGAAUAGAAAAAUCAUUUUUGGUGUUUUGCAUAUUUAGGAAAACAGUGCAAACAGUGCAAAGUUAUUCUGGUGAAGUCACCAGAAUAACUUCACAUUAUUCUGGUGAGAAUUAACUACUGAGUGAGGGACCCAUUUCUGUAUUAUAGCAACAUUCGCGCACUGAAGCCCAAUUCCCUUUAAAGUAUUUUACAUCUGUAUUUAUAGAUACAAUAAAGUGCAGAUCUUUUCUAUUUAAUUUUUUUCUGUUAAUGUAAGUAGCAAUGGUUUCUUCUCCUGUGGUAUAGCGACAAAACUGAGGCACAUGUUUAGCUCUUACAAAAAUUUGAAACAAACCUUUUGAGGACCCCCACAAAACAAAUGAUUUGGUUCAGCAUCAUCACUGUUUCAAACCUGCAAAAUUGAGAAUUUUUUAGUACGACAAUUAGCCAAUCAGAGUACAUUUAAUUCAUUAGUCUCACUUUGGCAUUAAAUUCAUGCUUUAGGAUGCAAACAUCACUUGGCAAAUUCCAAACAUUUUGAUAGGAGAUGGCACUCCAAAUAAAGACUGGUCAAAACACAUACACAGAACUUUGCACGCUACAUGGUGAC